AUGUCUACCCCAGGGAGCAAUGCUGAGUGGGAGACGCUGAUAUCCAAAGUCGCGGAAACGCUUGAAAACACCCGACUGGAGCAGCGGACGUCAGUGACCUCGAACCUCAACCGCACAAUUGAUCAUACACAGUUGGCCCUGGCAGCGACAGAAGAGCAGAUCGAUGAGCUGUGCGCACAAGCUUUGAAAUACCAGUUCGUCACAGUUUGUGUACGCUUAAAACACGUCAAACAGGCGGCUGAGAGGCUCCGCGCAGCACCUGACGUGGGUGUGGCCUGUGUUGUGGGAUUCCACGAGGGCAUGUACGAGACAUUGGAGAAAGAACAGGAGGCCCGAGCUGCUGUUGAGCUAGGUGCUACAGAGCUCGACAUGGUCCUGAAGUACCCUUUGCUGAAGAACAGACAAUACACGGAUAUAUAUGAGGAUGUGAUUGGUGUGCGCAACGCCGCUCCUGCCCCGGUUCUGCUGAAAGUUAUCCUGGAGACUUCACAGUUAAGUCGGGAGGAAAUCAUUGCUGGAUCGGUGAUCUCUUGUCUUGCAGGAGCGGAUUACAUCAAGACCAGCACUGGAUUUCAGGGUGGAGGCGCAACGGUUGAAAAUGUGGCAUUGAUGUCCCAGAUAGCUGGUUUGCUUGGUAAGGGGUGCAAAGUGAAGGCCAGUGGCGGUAUUCGGUCAGCAGCGGACUGUGUCAAGAUGCUCCAGGCGGGAGCUGACAGGAUUGGCGCCAGUUCAGGGGUGAAGAUUAUCCAAGAGGUGAAUGGAGAAGAGCAGAGCGAACCAGGAGUUGCAUCUGGCGCGUACUAA
This is a messenger RNA of Aspergillus ochraceoroseus IBT 24754, 804 nucleotides long. RefSeq names its product 2-deoxyribose-5-phosphate aldolase. Gene Ontology annotation, biological process: carbohydrate catabolic process; deoxyribonucleotide catabolic process. NCBI's taxonomy places the organism in Eukaryota, Fungi, Ascomycota, Eurotiomycetes, Eurotiales, Aspergillaceae. Gene Ontology annotation, molecular function: deoxyribose-phosphate aldolase activity. The transcript has a single exon. The record is from RefSeq and is a predicted model, not a curated record. Gene Ontology annotation, cellular component: cytoplasm. The coding region runs from base 1 to 804 and encodes 267 amino acids.